AUGCUGGAGGCUCGCUUGACGACCUUAUUUGGUUGCAUAGCUACUCUCGCGACCGCACUCGCACCUGGCCUUGAAGUCGCUUAUUCUCUUGAACGAGCUACCCAGGGUAUUGCUAUCUCCCCUGAUGGACGCAAAUUCCUUUCGCAGCGAUACUCAACACAAUUUCCCCCGCAAGCAGUGGAGCUCCUUUCCGACAACACGACCGCUUUAACUACAUUUGUGAACAUUGAUGGUGCCCGUAUCGGACCUGAUGGAUGCUACUGGCUUGUGGACGGUGGUUCUACCGGAUUAAACGGAUCGACAAAGUUUGUCGGUAUGAACUCAAGUACCAAUACCGUGGACUCAAUUUACUACCUUGAUGACAUCAAAGCAAGUGACAGUGGCAUCGACGACGUGCGCUUUGGUGCCUCUGGUGACAUGGCCUAUCUGAGCGAUACUGCCAACGCUCUCCUCGUUCUCAAUUUGACUACCGGCAAUGGCGUGCGAGUUCUUUUUUUAUGA
This is a messenger RNA of Penicillium cosmopolitanum, 501 nucleotides long. RefSeq lists its product as uncharacterized. The record is from RefSeq and is a predicted model, not a curated record. The transcript has 2 exons. Lineage: Eukaryota; Fungi; Ascomycota; Eurotiomycetes; Eurotiales; Aspergillaceae. The coding region runs from base 1 to 501 and encodes 166 amino acids.